GGAGAGUCGGCCCGGCGCUAAUGAAUCUCCGGAAGUGUUAAUUACUUUCUCUCUUUCGCUUGCAGUAAUCCUGUUACCUUGCAUUCGGCUUUUCUCCCUUUCUUUCCCUUUUUCCUUUUUUUACCUUUUUUGCUCAACUUCUCACACAACAAGCUCGGAAUGGCAAGCGAUCGCACUCCCCUUCUAGGCACAUCACCUCAGGAAGAACAGCGGAUUCAGUCCUACGUCACCGCUACUACAACAACACAAACCACUGACGACAAUGGCGACAUACAAAAGACGGUGGACGAAGAAGAAGUAGUAGUGCAACAUUCGAGAAGAGGCUGGCGAUCUUGGCGAAGUGAUUCCUACCUGCGAUCGAUAGUCAUGCUUGUUGUGAUUUUUGUCAUAUUUACAGGCUUGGAAAUUGCACUGUUAAAGCUCAAUUUGCCAGCUGUGGGCCCAGAGGACGAAGAUGCAUUAAAAUUUCCCAAGAAUCUUAAAGAACUGCGACGUCUGAACGAAAUUCUAUCCAAAUAUAUCGACAACCAUUUCGUGAACGUAUACGUCACAUACUUUGCAACCUACGUGUAUCUUCAAAGCUUCUCAGUUCCAGGCUCCAUGUGGCUCUCCAUUCUAGGCGGUGCGUUAUUCAACUUUUGGCUGACCUUAUUUACUGUUUCCAUUUGCUCUGCAAUCGGCUCAACAGUAGCAUACCUUAUCUCGGCCAGUCUGGGCUCUGUGGCGGUGGUACGCCUUAUUGGCGAUAGAAUUGCAAAGUGGAAUGAGCAGCUUGUGAACCACAAACAGCACAUGCUCAAUUACAUGAUCGUUCUGCGCAUUGCGCCGCUUCCGCCCAAUUGGACAAUCAAUUUGGGGGCGCCCCAUCUUGAAGUUCCGCUCGGGGCGUUCUUUUGGGGAACGUUCAUUGGAGUCGCGCCUCCCUCAUUCAUCCACGUGCAAGCAGGUGCUGCCUUGGAUAGACUAUCGUCAUCUGACGAACUACAGCUUGUCACUCCAACAAACGUUGCCUGUCUCGUCGCAGUAGCCAUUGUGGCCCUUAUUCCCGUCUUUGUAAGACGACAUUACAAACUGUGAUAUAUAUAUAUAUAUAUAUAUAUAUAU
Zychaea mexicana is the source of this 1104-nucleotide messenger RNA. RefSeq names its product snare associated Golgi protein-domain-containing protein. Bases 160 to 1077 code for a protein of 305 amino acids. The transcript is spliced from 5 exons. Gene Ontology annotation, cellular component: endoplasmic reticulum membrane. The record is from RefSeq and is a predicted model, not a curated record. NCBI's taxonomy places the organism in Eukaryota, Fungi, Mucoromycota, Mucoromycetes, Mucorales, Lichtheimiaceae.